AAGAAUAAUGUACUUGCCUGAUUUUGUUUUGUCAAUGUAGAGCACACCACAAGAGGAAGAAGAUGGAGUUGGUAGCAAAACUCCUGCAUUCCGUACGAAUCAAUUCAGAACAGAGGAAGAAGGUACAAGUUCAAGCUGUUUAACUCAAGAUGAUAAUCAACCAAGGCCACAGGUUUUGAAGCUUUCAGAAGUUGCCACCUCGGCCAUGCUAAUAAAAAGAUCUCAACUUUUAGGCUCUAAGAUUGCCAAGCUUCGAAUUCCAAGCGUGCAUGAAAUGGUGGAAGAAGAGUUUAAGACACCACAACCACCACCAGAACAAAGUCCCACAAAUGAUGAUGAUGUUGAAGAAAAUUUCUCAACUGACGAUGGCUUUGAGACAGCAGAAGAAACGCUACUCUCAGAGCAUGAUUUUAUGUGUCCUAAACUGAACAUAUUUGAGGUGUAUGACGAUCCUGAGUUUGAAGAGCCAAUAUCAGAAGCAACAAUCCUCAAGAGGAUCCAAAGUCACAGAAGAACCAGAUCUUACCAAUUGGGUGAACAUUUACAAUUUAAAUGGACAACGGGAGCCGGACCUAGAAUUGGGUGUGUGAGGGAUUAUCCUUCAAGGUUGCAAUGCCAAGUGCUGGAGCAAGUGCAAUUGUCUCCAAGGAGUAGUAAUGCUACUCCUCGGAGCAUGAAUUAUACCCCCCGAACAUCAUCAGGUUUACACAAAGAAACGUCUCCAAGUAAAAGUAACCUUAGUCCUGACCCCUGAACAAAUCAAUCAAUAUCCAGACGCUAACUACUAAUCAGUAAAAAGUUAAAGCCAUGCUGAAACUUUCUGCUUUUGACUAUGAAAAGCAUCAAGAACUGUGACAUGUAAGUAUGUUGUACGUAACCAUGUAUCUUUAGGCAACUCUUGUUUUGCUCUUUUUGACAAUGAUAUUAACUAUUCACCAAACAAACUAAGCAAUUACUAGAUACCCUUAUUAUUGUGAACCAGACUCGAUUUAGCUAUUGGUCAAGGAUAGAGUACAACUUAUGACAUGAACAACUUUUACCUCC
Chenopodium quinoa (quinoa) is the source of this 1044-nucleotide messenger RNA. Its product is annotated as IQ domain-containing protein IQM6-like. Bases 206 to 754 code for a protein of 182 amino acids. The transcript has a single exon. NCBI's taxonomy places the organism in Eukaryota, Viridiplantae, Streptophyta, Magnoliopsida, Caryophyllales, Amaranthaceae. The record is from RefSeq and is a predicted model, not a curated record.